Syngnathus acus (greater pipefish) is the source of this 3853-nucleotide messenger RNA. It is a transcript of the gene pde4ba, whose product is annotated as phosphodiesterase 4B, cAMP-specific a. Gene Ontology annotation, cellular component: perinuclear region of cytoplasm; cytosol; nucleus. Gene Ontology annotation, molecular function: 3',5'-cyclic-AMP phosphodiesterase activity; transmembrane transporter binding. Gene Ontology annotation, biological process: signal transduction. The record is from RefSeq and is a predicted model, not a curated record. The transcript is spliced from 14 exons. Lineage: Eukaryota; Metazoa; Chordata; Actinopteri; Syngnathiformes; Syngnathidae. Bases 663 to 2882 code for a protein of 739 amino acids.
CGCGUAUCCUGAAUGAAAGAGCAAGCGAAGCGUGUUGUGUUGCGCUCGCUCGCUCGCCACUCCGCUUGUGAAAGUGACGCUCAAUCUGACUCGGGGCUCUGCAUAGUUGGAAUCACAGCGGGCGUGCCUUCGGGGACCUCUGAGCUCUUUUCCCACCAAGGAGGUCAGUCGAGGAAGAGUUGAUGGAAAGAGCAGAGCAAGACAGGAGGAGGCAAUUCCAAGCCCCUUUGAAAUUUUUAUAAGGGAGCUCUCCAGCAUCAAACUGCGUGGAUGGACUGCCAGAAAGAGUUUGAGCCAGAGUGACACGUACAGAAAGACAGCAAGGAGCAACUCAUGAGUCAUCCUGGUCGGUUGGAGGGAAAGAAGCAGCAGCAGCAGCGGCAGCAAAUUGUUGUGUCCUCCAAGGAGUUGGAUGUAAUCCUGCUUGCUGUGUGUAGAUGAAAGGACGAGCAGCAGAAAAGCACAUUGCAGCAGAGAAAGGGAGUGGGCAUGACUGCUGUCUGGCUAAUCCCUAAAGCACGGAGGAAAAGCAACCCCAAACAACGCAAAGCCACUUUCUGCUGCAUGACUUGUAUCUAGCUCUAAUCAAGAGGAAGACUAAACCUGCUUUCUCGGAGCCGCUGACUUUGAAGCCAAAUUUGAAAGUCAUCCAGGCCACAGAGAUGUCCUCAAACGAGCUGAGCGUGGAGAUGGACUCGUGCAUUCGGACGUUCAAGGAGCAUAUGCAUUUAGAACUGGAGCCUCCCAAGGUGGUGGGAGGGAAACGGGGCGCCACGUCCCCCAAACUUUCCCCGCGGAGCUCGCCCAGGCUCUUCCGGAAGCUGAUGGUCAACAAGAGCAUCAGACAGAGGCGACGCUUCACUGUCGCUCACACCUGUUUUGAUGUGGAGAAUGGCCCCUCAGCCAGCUGCAGUCCUCUGGACCCCCAGGCCUCCCCUGGUUCUGGACUUGUCCUGCACACCAACUUCCCAAAUCACAACCAGCGCAGAGAGUCCUUUUUAUAUCGCUCUGACAGCGACUAUGAUCUGUCACCCAAGUCCAUGUCACGGAACUCGUCCAUUGCCUCUGAGCUACAUGGUGAUGACCUGAUCGUGACGCCUUUUGCUCAGGUCCUGGCAAGCCUUCGAAGUGUGAGAAAUAACUUCACUGUACUGACCAAUGUCCAGUGUGCCUCCAGCAAGAGGACUCCUGCUGCCGCCACAAAUCAGCCUGCAGUCACCAAAGUGUGCCUCCCAGAUGAGGCGUACCAGAAGCUGGCCACGGAGACUACGGAGGAGUUGGACUGGUGUCUGGACCAGCUGGAGACCAUCCAGACCUAUCGCUCUGUCAGCGACAUGGCCUCCACCAAGUUUAAGAGAAUGUUGAAUCGGGAGUUGACGCACCUAUCUGAGAUGAGUCGCUCUGGGAAUCAGGUGUCCGAAUUCAUCUCCAACACUUUCCUAGACAAACAAAAUGAGGUGGAGAUCCCAUCGCCCACCUCCAAGACACGGGAGAAGAAGAAGCAGCACAAGCAGCAGCUGAUGACGCAGAUCAGCGGCGUCAAGAAGAUCUCCCACGGCUCUUCGCUUUCCAGCUGCAGCAUCUCGCGUUUCGGUGUCAAAACCGAUAAAGAGGAGUUGCUGUCCAAGGAACUGGAGGACCUGAACAAAUGGGGCCUGAAUAUCUUCACCGUUUCCGAGUACUCCAACAGCAGACCUCUUACCUGCAUCAUGUACGCCAUCUUUCAGGAGCGAGAGCUAUUGAAAACGUUUAAGAUUCCAGUGGACACGUUUGUGGCCUACAUGAUGACGCUGGAGGAUCACUACCAUUCCGACGUGGCCUACCACAACAGCCUGCAUGCAGCUGACGUCGCCCAGUCCACGCACAUCCUCCUUUCUACUCCAGCCCUCGAUGCUGUCUUCACCGACCUUGAAAUCCUCGCUGCCAUCUUUGCCGCUGCCAUCCACGAUGUUGAUCAUCCCGGAGUAUCGAACCAGUUUCUCAUCAAUACCAACUCGGAGCUGGCGCUGAUGUACAACGACGAGUCCGUGCUGGAGAAUCACCACUUGGCUGUGGGAUUCAAACUCCUGCAGGAAGAAGGUUGCGACGUCUUCCAGAACCUCACCAAAAAGCAGCGACAGUCCCUACGCAAGAUGGUCAUCGACAUGGUUUUAGCUACCGACAUGUCCAAACACAUGAGUCUGUUGGCCGAUCUGAAGACAAUGGUGGAAACCAAGAAGGUGACGAGCUCCGGAGUGCUGCUGCUGGACAAUUACACAGACAGAAUACAGGUGCUGCGAAACAUGGUGCACUGCGCCGACCUGAGUAACCCCACAAAAUCCCUGGAGUUGUAUCGUCAGUGGACCGAUCGGAUCAUGGAGGAAUUCUUCCACCAGGGAGACCGAGAGAGGGAACGAGGCAUGGAGAUCAGUCCCAUGUGCGAUAAACAUACAGCUUCAGUGGAAAAGAGCCAGGUGGGUUUCAUCGACUACAUCGUCCACCCUCUGUGGGAAACUUGGGCCGAUCUGGUCCAUCCCGAUGCCCAGGACAUCCUGGACACGCUGGAAGACAACAGGAACUGGUACCAGAGCAUGAUCCCCCAAAGUCCCUCCCCACCCUUUUACGAUCAGGGUUCUCAUGGACAUGGCGGAGGCACAGGAGGCCAGGGACCUGGGGACAAGUUUCAGUUUGAGCUAACCCUGGAGGAGGAGGAGGACUUGGACGGAAUAGAGAAAGACGGCGAAGUGGAGGAGCAAGAGGACGAAGAUGAGGCAAUCGACGAGGAGGAGGACAGCCUAGGAGAUUGUCGAUCUCCUCCUCCGGACUAUCGGGAGGGCGACCCGAUGGAGCCCACGUCCACCAUCGAGAUCGUGACGCACGAGGCGUCGCCCACAGACACAUAGGGCUUCCGUCAGCAGCAGAAAGAGUUUUUGGAAAAAGAGGGGCGAUCCUCACGCAGCUGUGCUUUUUAACAAGGCCUCAGAAGCAAAGGCUUAGUUUUGGCCCGCACGGGGCCGUCUUGCACUUGGGUGUUUGAAGCCAGCCAGCCAGGCACGGAUAGUUUCGGGAGAAGCAGCUUCAGAGUUCUCAGGAAAUAUUUACUGCAAACAUCUUGAUGGUCACGCAAGAACGGCGGUAGAAAUUGAAGGCUGUAGGCCAGUUUGGGAAAUGGGACUGGCAGUAAAUGGACAUUGACACUACUGAGAGACAUUUUGUAACUUAAGACUUUUUACACAGAUAUAAUAUAGAAAGAAGUAGCAUAGAAUAAGAUCUACUGAUGAAGACCUGUUUGUAUAGCAAGAGAAAGCGUUGACUUUUUCCUGUACCAUUUGUCGAAGAACUUUUGUGUGCCUUUUUUACUAAUGUCUUUAUAUAUUUUUUUUAUUUAUUGAACACUCUAGUACAGUAUGUCUGUGAAAUGUUUUUCUUAUCUGAGAGAGUAAAAUCAUUUUUGUAUGUCAAAAGGAGAACAGUCUUCCGUGUAUUGGGCAAUAGAGAAAUCCCAUGUCGACAAACGACCGACCGACCGACCCUUGGAUGAAAUUGGGGAAAGUGAAUGAAUGCGUUUUGUCACAAUUGUUUCUUAGUCGGAGCGCAACAUUGUUUCAACGCAGCUCCGUUUCAUGAUGACGUUCAUCCGUAUAUCUUUUCAUACUUCUCAAUGAAAUAUCGCUCGUCUUAAAAUAGUACGAAUACAGUGUGGGCUUCCGAACUUUUCAGGCCAAAACUAGAAUUUUCAUGCACAGUGGAGUCAUGAAUGAUGGAAAAUUGGAGUCAUUAACUUUGUUUUGCCUUUUUCAGCGUUUUUCCAUACGAGCAUGACAUCCAAACUCGAAAACAAAAUUCAACCAUAGUCCUGCCACAAAAUGACAGC